AUGGACUAUUCGUUCUCCUCAACCACUGGCACACAGCGCUCGACGUCAUCCAGAGUACUAUCUUUAGCUUCAGCCAACUCUCAGCGGCAUCAUAACCUGAAAGGAAUGGAGGAAAGGGGCACCAGACGAGGCGUGUUGGUCACCCUAGAAGAGGCACAGAUCGGCGUGGGCUGCGUGGGCCACGUGUUUGCCUUUGAGGAUGGCAUCGCACCCGAAAUCUUGAGCCUACUUAAAACACUCGGCUGCGGGCUGCGGCUGGCUAGUGCCAGCACGGCGGCCGAGAUGGAAGCCUGUUGCGUCGACGUAGGCCACCUGUGGUUGACCGGCAUCCAUUUCAGUGACCCGUUCACUGCCACUGUCGGCUGCCAGGUGCUCGACAUUGUAGCGCGUGACUGA
Messenger RNA from Pyricularia oryzae 70-15, 396 nucleotides. RefSeq lists its product as uncharacterized. The record is from RefSeq and is a predicted model, not a curated record. NCBI's taxonomy places the organism in Eukaryota, Fungi, Ascomycota, Sordariomycetes, Magnaporthales, Pyriculariaceae. The transcript has a single exon. Bases 1 to 396 code for a protein of 131 amino acids.